Molecule: messenger RNA, 751 nt
Organism: Aphanomyces astaci
Lineage: Eukaryota; Oomycota; Saprolegniomycetes; Saprolegniales; Verrucalvaceae
Exons: 1
Coding region: 179-712 (177 amino acids)
Source: RefSeq, a predicted model, not a curated record
AGCCCCUUUAACAUUGUUCAGCCAACGUUACGAUGUUGGUCACCAACGAGAAGUGUAUGUGUUCAGCUGCCAGGAGACCAGUUGCAUGGACAAGGUGUAGAGUCCCUGCCAAUUGCGAAACACACUCCGGGAGCCACCAUUCUCGGUUUCGCAUCGUCCUCCCAUCAGUAACUCAACCAUGCACUACGGAGGCGAAAUGUCCAUGCACACGGUUGCCGUGUACGCCCCAGAAAGUGUCAAGCACCUCCAUCAGAAAUCAUCUGCCAACAGCAACACGACCAAUCCCAUGAAAAUAGGUCGGCGACAACGUACUACCACGAACGAGUCGCACGCGUCCAGCGCCACCAGCAACGCCACCAAUCCCAUGAAAAUAGGUCGGCGACAACGUAUCACCUCGAACGAGUCGGACUCGUCCAGCGCCACUCAGUCGUCUCGCGAUUGUGUCCAAGGCAUGUAUGACUACAGACCCGAGUAUCAUUUCAACCUGAGCGCAAUGCUCCUCACACUGACCGUCAGCGUGGGCAAUGGAAACGAUCCCCAGCCAACUUCGCUGGCCCCGUCGUUGUCCAUGGGGCCGCCAAUAUUGAGUUUCCACGGCGGCCGAAAAGUACGGCACACAGACCAACAGCACAAGGGUCACGAAGGACCUGGCGGGAAACGAGAUAAGAAGUUCACCGAUAUAUUUCGAGCGGACAUGGCCCUGCGGAUGUAAUUGCUUGAUGUCUUUUUCUAAAUCGUGAAAAAAAGAGGU